AUCACAUUAUAAACCCACCCAUCCCUUCUUCAUCAUUACUUUAUUCCUUAACCCCCGUCUCCCCCACGUUUCCAUCGUUUCCUUCACAGUCGCGAUCUUCUUCCCCAGAAAAAAGGUCAAACCUUCAAACUUCCAGCCCAAAAACAUGACAACCUACGGCACAAUCCCGACAUCCUCAUCGCCAGGACCCUCGACGAACCUCGAAUACCUAUCCCGAGCCAAGGAACGGAUCAAAGAAGGCCUCGGAACUCGACGUCCAUGGAAACUCAUGUUCAACAUCCGCUCCAUCAACUUCCCCGGGAACCUCUCCGAAGCCAUUUCCAGAGUGAGAACUAACGUAGCUUACUUCCGCAUGAACUACGCCAUUAUCGUGCUAUUGGUACUUUUUCUUAGCCUUUUAUGGCACCCCAUCUCCCUCAUAGUCUUCGUAGUCAUGAUGGCCGCUUGGCUGUUCUUGUACUUUUUGCGCGAUGAACCCAUAGUUGUUUUCAGCCGUACGAUCGACGAUCGUGUGGUGCUGAUCGUGUUGGGCGUUUUGACCAUUGUGUUCUUGCUGUUGACUCAUGCCACGCUUAAUAUUUUGGUGUCUCUUUUGAUCGGUGUGGUUAUCGUUCUGGUCCACUCUACCCUGAGGAGGACUGAUGAUUUGUAUGAUGAAGAAUCUGCUGCCUUGAUGACUGGAACUGGACCUUCAUCUUCUUCAUAAUUGUGGGUUUCUUUUUUUUUUUGGGGGGGGGGGUUUAAUUUGAGUUAUUGGUCUCAGUAUGAUCUCAAUUUUUUUGUUUGUUUGUUUGUUUCUAAGUGAUCUUUAAUUUAAUAUUGGGGUUAAUUUCUUCUUUUAACAUUUUUAAGUGCCAAAGAUGUUUUGGUUUGAUCCCUUAAAUCAUAUAAUUGAAUUGCAGUUUGCAAGUGGUAGUUCUGAAUGGUGUGUAGAGGAAUCUGUUGCUCAGAUCAUCUGAUCUUUUUUCUGACGAUUUUCUUUCUUUUUUGUUUGGUAAUUGAGAGUUUUGUUUCUUCCGGUACUGUGUAAUGAGAUAUGCACCAGCCCAAGCUAGCCAUUGUUCUCAGUGAACAGUUGAUAAUCUUUGGCUAGGUGACUGUAUAUUGAAACAGUCUGGUAUAUUGUUCUUGAUGGUUGAUUUGGAUUUUUUCCUGUUUUUGGCUAUAAUAUGGCCUUUCAGUUUCA
Molecule: messenger RNA, 1186 nt
Organism: Theobroma umbraticum
Lineage: Eukaryota; Viridiplantae; Streptophyta; Magnoliopsida; Malvales; Malvaceae
Product: PRA1 family protein F2-like
Biological process (GO): vesicle-mediated transport
Cellular component (GO): Golgi apparatus; endoplasmic reticulum
Source: RefSeq, a predicted model, not a curated record